Molecule: messenger RNA, 494 nt
Organism: Drosophila hydei
Lineage: Eukaryota; Metazoa; Arthropoda; Insecta; Diptera; Drosophilidae
Exons: 2
Coding region: 91-318 (75 amino acids)
Source: RefSeq, a predicted model, not a curated record
AUCGAUUUAUUACCAUUAUCAUCUCUAUGCACAAAUAUGUUAAAUAAUAAUAAUAAUAAUCGGGAGCCUGUCAUAAUUUGUUAAAUAAAAAUGCCGACGACACGAAAACCCACUUUUGUGUCCCGCAACCUAGUGGCUAUUGUCAUGAUACCCAGCCUGAUUGCCGUGCACUUCGGCUGGGCGAUUUUACAAGAUAAUCGAAAGCUGGUGACCGCCGAGGAACAAAUUGAUUUGCCUCCCGUUACGUUUGCUAAAUUUGCGUGGAAGCGACUGACGGGCGAUCAUGGCGUCGUUGCGGAGAAGAGCGACUCGAAAUGAGCGCGUGAAUUGUAAAUUGUAUUCGGGUUAAACUAGUUAAAAACUAUUUAUUGCAUUCAACUGAUGCAGUAAUUAGAUCUACAGUAAACUUUAAACGUUAAUAUACAAGCUAACACAAAAACAGACGACGUACAUACAAUACAUAUACAUAUAUGCUUAUGUAAAAUAAAAUUAAA